Syngnathoides biaculeatus (alligator pipefish) is the source of this 2633-nucleotide messenger RNA. Its product is annotated as gap junction gamma-1 protein-like. NCBI's taxonomy places the organism in Eukaryota, Metazoa, Chordata, Actinopteri, Syngnathiformes, Syngnathidae. Gene Ontology annotation, biological process: cell communication. Bases 326 to 1486 code for a protein of 386 amino acids. The transcript has 3 exons. The record is from RefSeq and is a predicted model, not a curated record. Gene Ontology annotation, cellular component: connexin complex.
GACGAAGGGGGUGGGGUACAGGAGGAGGAGGAGGAAAGGAGGGGGGACACCCACACCCACACUGGCUCCACUCUUUGUCUGGAGCCCGCCGGCUACAACGCACACAAAACCACACGACGACGCCGGAGAAGGAUACGAGCUCCUCCACAUCGAGAAGAGAAGACAGCGAAUGGCUUGAGCGUGUACUCCUGUGUCUUCGUUUUUUUUUUCUUUUGUUUUUGUGGGUGUGCAUUUUUUGGGGGCUAAAGAUAAAAAGAAGAAAGUCCCAUCAACGAAGCAGCAUUGGAAUCUGAAGACCUGAGAUCACAGCUGCUCGACAGGCAAGAUGAGCUGGAGUUUCCUCACGCGUCUCUUAGAUGAGAUCUCCAAUCACUCCACAUUCGUGGGCAAGAUCUGGUUGACGCUGCUGAUCGUUUUCCGCAUCGUGCUGACGGCGGUUGGCGGCGAAUCCAUCUACUAUGAUGAGCAGAGCAAGUUUGUCUGCAACACUCAGCAGCCUGGGUGCGAGAACGUCUGCUACGACGCCUUUGCGCCGCUCUCUCACAUCCGCUUCUGGGUCUUCCAGGUGAUCAUGAUCACCACCCCCACCGUCAUGUACCUGGGCUUCGCCAUGCACAAGAUUGCUCGCAUGGAGGACGUGGAUUACAGGCCACGGGCCCGCAAGCGCAUGCCCAUCGUGAGCCGCGGCGCCAAUCGUGACUAUGAGGAGGCUGAGGACAACGGCGAGGAGGACCCAAUGAUCCUGGAAGAGAUAGAGCCGGAGAAGGACAAAGAAGUGGAGGAGAAGCCGAGUAAAAAACAUGACGGACGGCGCCGUAUCAAGAGGGACGGCCUCAUGAAGGUGUAUGUCUUCCAGCUAAUGUCGCGAGCUGUCUUUGAGGCAUCCUUCCUGUUCGGGCAGUACGUACUGUACGGCCUGGAGGUUUCCCCGUCCUACGUUUGCACCCGUUCUCCUUGUCCGCACACAGUGGACUGUUAUGUCUCACGUCCCACUGAGAAAACCAUCUUCCUCCUCAUAAUGUACGCAGUCAGCGCUUUGUGCCUGCUCUUCACUGUCCUUGAAAUCCUUCACCUCGGCAUCAGCGGCAUCCGCGAUUGCUUCUGCGGACCUCGGACCGUCCCCCCGACUCCUCGACACUCUGCGCUGGCUAGCCAGAGAUCCUCCAUCUCCCGACAGCCUUCGGCGCCUCCGGGCUACCACACCGCGCUCAAGAAGGACCCCUCGGGGAAACUUCCAUUCCGAGAUAACCUGGCCGACUCGGGCCGCGAGUCAUUUGGUGACGAGGCUUCCUCGAGGGACCUGGAGAGGCUGCGAAGGCACCUGAAGCUGGCCCAGCAGCAUCUGGACAUGGCCUACCCCAACGAGGAGCUUAGCCCGUCUCGCAGCAGCAGCCCCGAGUCCAAUGGAACCGCGGCCGAGCAGAACAGACUCAACUUUGCCCAGGAGAAGCAGACCAGCACCUCUGACAGAGGUAUGCGCGCAUAGGCCCGGCUAACACUGUAAACUGGAGCAGCGGAUGUCAGAUGUCUCCAGAUCGGCGACUGGACACAAGGGAAACCAACCUGAAUUAGAAUUAGAAUGUGUAUGUGUGUGUGUUUCUGUAUGAAUGGAACGUGGUGACUUUCUCCGGCUUGAGGUGUAUGAAGCCAGCCCCAGGCCUCUCAGUGUUACGGUCGGUACAAGGUCCAAAAAGGAGAACAGUGGUCUUGACUUGAUGUUGCUUGAGACAAAAAAAAAAGAUCCAAAGUGCUUGUUUUUGAUAAACGGUUACCAUGUACAUCUCCCUCAGGGCAGCUACUUUUUAAAAUAUUUUUUUAUAUAUAUAUCUCUUUAUUACGAGGCUUAGAGUUAGUCACAAUUUAAGAGUUGGAGCUGUGGGAAUUUCAGUCAAAUGCAUCUCAGCCUUAGAACUGGAAUUCCACUGUUUUUGUGGGAGGGUGGGGCAAAACAGGAAUAGUGUGAAGUUGUGAACGGUAACAAAAGCUUAAUGGACGAGGCACCUCAUUUAAAAAAAAAAAAAAGGUACUGGAUGAAUGGUCGCACCAUACAAAGGCUCUCAAGUGUGUUUUUAUACUUUAAUUUUUUUUUCCCCUCUUGGCAAUGUUGCACCAGCUAUGCGAACACUCUGGAGGUGCCUCUGUCCAAAGACGAACAAAAACCUGGGUAAUGCUUGAAAAACUCGGUACUCUUAAUAUUGUACUUUUAUUUUGAUCUGUAGUCUUGUCACAAAAAAAAAACAAAACAUAUUUUUCACUGCUGUCCUAGCCCCCCUAGAUGCCUGAUUGAAUCUCUGUGUUGGGUCACAUUUUGACAAUAUUUUUGGUACAAUUUCCUUUUUCCCCCCAUCUCGCUUCAAAAGUCGGUACACAGCACACAUUCAUUUUUUUAAAAAAAGGGAUAAUUGUCAUUGUUGCUGAAUGACUGGUUAUAAACCUCGCAAUCAUAUCAAUGUGAAUUGAUGCCUUUUAUGUUUUUCUAUGUGAAGUACACCGACCGACUCAGUGCCAUUUUGUGCCAACUCAGUCAUCUCAAUGUAUUUUUUUUUAAACAAUGCCUUUUGUACCUUUUUAUACCUUUUUGUAAUAGUUUUUGUGGUUGGUUUUGAAAAUAAAAUAUUGACCAAAAAAACAUC